Molecule: messenger RNA, 2904 nt
Organism: Pygocentrus nattereri (red-bellied piranha)
Lineage: Eukaryota; Metazoa; Chordata; Actinopteri; Characiformes; Serrasalmidae
Gene: znf367
Product: zinc finger protein 367
Exons: 5
Coding region: 160-1227 (355 amino acids)
Biological process (GO): central nervous system development; regulation of transcription by RNA polymerase II
Cellular component (GO): nucleus
Molecular function (GO): RNA polymerase II cis-regulatory region sequence-specific DNA binding; DNA-binding transcription factor activity, RNA polymerase II-specific
Source: RefSeq, a predicted model, not a curated record
UGUAACGAGCCUGACAGCGGGAAGGGCGGAAAGUACCCGUGUCCCCCGACUCGGACGGAGCCUUUUCGCGUUUUUCUGCUUCGUUUCUUUGUGGAAAUGAUCGCUUCUCCGCAGAAACAGCCCGUGUGUCCGGAUCGCUGACUUUUUUUCUGCCGCUGGAUGCUUUUCACCGCGCUUCGGCUGCUUCGUGGAGGCUUUUACGCAGCACGUUUCGUUUCUAAAGCGUUGGGACUUUUUUAUUACUGUAUAAUUUUAGAUAUAAACCCGUGUUCUUCUCCUGCCAUGGCUGACAGCAGCGUUAAGCAACCUCAGGUUAUUUUUUGCAACGACUCUCCAAAAAGGGUCCUGGUCUCCGUCAUCAAGACGACCCCGAUAAAGCCGAAAACCGCGGAUUCGGCGAUGCCCACCAGCCCCGGGUUCAGCGACUUCAUGGUCUACCCGUGGAAGUGGGGGGAAAACGCGCACAACGUGACUCUGAGUCCGGGGUCGGGGAGCGGAGCCGCCUCCCCCACCAGGAACGGCUCCGCCGCGGAGACGGACGGUUCCUCCGCGGAGCACUUAAAGGACGGGAUCCGCCGUGGCCGUCCUCGUGCCGACACCGUCCGCGAGCUCAUCAGUGAAGGUGAGAACUCCACCAGCCGCAUCCGCUGCAACAUCUGCAACCGGGUCUUCCCCAGAGAGAAGUCGCUGCAGGCGCACAAGCGGACGCACACGGGUGAGAGGCCUUACCUGUGCGAUUUUCCGGAGUGUGGAAAGGCCUUCGUCCAGAGCGGCCAGCUGAAAACCCACCAGCGCCUCCACACGGGAGAGAAGCCUUUUGUUUGCUCGGAGAAAGGCUGCGGCAGCCGUUUCACUCAUGCCAAUCGACACUGCCCCAAGCACCCAUAUGCCAGGCUGAAGAGAGAGGAACCCACAGGGGAGCCAGGGAAAUCCCAGGGGGCUGACAACAAGGCCGUGGCUGAGUGGUUAGCGAAGUACUGGCAGAUGAGAGAGCAGCGAGCCCCUGCCUCAAGUAAAGGAAAAACUCUGAGUAAGGUUGCCAUGGAGGACCAGGAGCAGCAGGACCCCAUGGACUUCCUGCCCUCCGAUGAAGGGGAAGAGGAGGAACCAGAGGAGGGGAAGAGCAGCAGUGGGGGCGGGGCAGCUCGGCGGCGCCUCCAAGAACAGAGGGAGCGCCUCCACGGAGCGCUGGCCCUCAUUGAGCUGGCCAACAACCUCUCUGCCUGAAUUCACCAGUGUAAACUAUGGCCUGGGGUUGCACCAUGCUGAGUAAUAUCCAGCGUCAGGCAAAGUAUUGCAAGUGAGAUCUCUUAACGUCCCUCCUAGUUCAGCACUUCACAGGGAUUUUACAUUACUGGCGAUUUUACUCGGUGUUUGUAACCCUAGGAUUUCCAGCCUAACAGUGCACCUGUGAGGUUGGCAUAAGCUACAAGCACCUUAUUUUUGCUUUCAGUUUUAAAGUUAGGCUGCUACUAUGGUAGAUAUCUUUAUAUGAAGAAUGUUUGUUUUGUUUUUCUUCUUCUUUUUCUGCUUAUCAAAGAGAGAGAAAGACGGACGAUCAGUUUCAUGUUUUGUUUUGGUUGUGUUGUGCACUUUUUUUGUGGUAACGAGUUUUUCUUUUGUUUUUUUUUUUCAUACAAGUUUGUGUGUCAAGUUGUGAGCAUGUUUGUUUGAUUGUUUGUUGUGUACAUAGGUGGGUUUAGGCGUGAUACAGGGUGCAUUCACCUACUGCACUCUGGCGAUGGUAUAACCAGUCCGGUCAAGAUGAAACCAGCAUAGGCUCUGUGUAUUUGGCCACGAAGGGAAAGCAUGAGGUGACAAACGAGAGGAAAGACUAUAUAAUCCUGCUCUCAUUUUACAUUGUUAGUUGCACCUGAAAUUUAACAGUAGUAUGAUUUGCUGCACAUAGACCUUUGUUGUCUCUUUAGUUCACUCUUCAGUGGUCUUCACAACCACCCUUGUUCUUCAGACCUGCCGCCUGCCGUCAUCCUAAGGCUUUGAGGUUUGAGACGGUGCAGUUACAUUGACUAACUCGAGCUCAGAAGCAUAGAAAUAGCAAGCUCCGUAUACUUUCCGCUGACAUACAGUAUAUGCACUUAUUAGUUUAUAGCAGGCUUCAUGGUUACAAGCUCUUCUGAAUCAUGUACAUUUAGAGUUACUUCUACUUCAGCAGUUCAACAGUGGGUUAAUGGUUAUGUCAGUGGUUGUCAGCUUCCAAAAUGUGACAGCACAAAGAGUUUUCAAAAGGUUCUACUUAAAACCUAGAGAUAGCACUUGUUUUGGCAAUUCAAAGAGUUUUGCAUUUUGAUGCAUUCUGUGGUCUGACGGCAUAUUCAUAGUCCGAAACACUACAUUUAAGGGUUUCAUCAUCCAAAGCCUUUAAUAUCAAUUGACUUUCUUUUAAAGUUUUCUUCCUAAUAACAGAAACACUUUUCAAAUCCUUUUAUACAAUUGGAUGGUUAGUACAGUGAACUUUGGCUUAUUGCAUGAACUCAGAUGCCCAUGUGCUCAGAAUUCAUUAACAAAACAAUCUAAUCUGGUGAGAACUCGUUUAAAAAAAAAAAAACUGGAAAAACGUUUUUACAGUUCAACAUCCAGUGAGACGUAGAUUUAUUAAGUAUACCUAAUUCUUGUAUGUUUCCUUAUAUAUAGAAGUAAUAUAUUUCACAGUCAUUAGGAAAAGCUGCACAAGGUAUACCUUUUAAGUUAAAUUCUCGGAAGCGUCCUUUGUGAUUGCCUUUGUUUUUUGUGACAACAGAAUGUAAAUCAAGUUGUUCGAUCUGUAACAUGGAAAGUUUGCUGUGUGGAAAGGACAUUGUAAAUGUGUAAAGCAGGCAUUUUCCCAUAGAUAAUCCUUAGUGUUAGAACUGCUGGUUUUCAUUAAAUACCAUAAAUGACUGACAA